Messenger RNA from Triplophysa dalaica, 4109 nucleotides. It is a transcript of the gene galnt2, whose product is annotated as UDP-N-acetyl-alpha-D-galactosamine:polypeptide N-acetylgalactosaminyltransferase 2. The transcript has 16 exons. NCBI's taxonomy places the organism in Eukaryota, Metazoa, Chordata, Actinopteri, Cypriniformes, Nemacheilidae. Gene Ontology annotation, cellular component: Golgi apparatus. Bases 113 to 1810 code for a protein of 565 amino acids. The record is from RefSeq and is a predicted model, not a curated record.
GCUGCUCAAGCCGUUCGUCAGUAGAGCGCUGUAGGCACGGCGAGACGCUGAACGUGGACGCGGCACGAAUCUCCCAGUCAGCCCCUGUAUUAUCCCAUCCGAAAUCACAGCAAUGCGCAGGAAAUCUAGGAUUUUAUUAUGUUUCGCUGUGCUGUGGGUGCUUGGCAUAGCGUAUUAUUUCUACUCGGGGACAACGCUAAGUCGAAAGGAUGACUGGAGUGGCAUUAAUUCAAACAGAAUACAAUCACACAGCAAUGCAGAUGACAAAGCCCACAGCCUAGAGACCCUUCCUCCAGGGAAGGUUAGGUGGCAAGACUUUGAUCAGGAUCUGUACGUGGGAGCGACUGUGGUGAGGCCAGGGCAGGAUCCCUACGCCCGCAACAAGUUCAACCAGGUUGAGAGUGACAAACUCCGAAUGGACCGCAGUAUCCCUGACACAAGACAUGACCACUGUCGUCACAAGCAGUGGAAAACAGAUCUUCCUUCGUCCAGUGUGAUUAUCACUUUCCAUAAUGAGGCCCGUUCAGCCCUGCUGCGCACUGUGAUCAGUGUAUUGAAGAAAAGCCCACCCAAUCUGGUCAAAGAGAUCAUCUUGGUUGAUGACUACAGUGAUAGCCCUGAAGAUGGUGCCUUACUUGGGAAAAUUGAGAAGGUCAGAGUUUUACGGAAUGAUCGGCGAGAGGGCUUGAUGCGAUCCCGCGUCAGAGGGGCGGAUACGGCCACAGCCAGCGUACUGACAUUCCUUGACAGCCACUGCGAGUGUAAUGAGCAUUGGCUUGAACCCCUGCUGGAAAGGGUUGCUGAGGAUAAGACUCGGGUUGUCUCGCCCAUCAUAGAUGUCAUUAACAUGGACAAUUUCCAGUAUGUCGGCGCUUCUGCAGAUCUUAAAGGAGGUUUCGAUUGGAAUCUUGUUUUUAAAUGGGACUACAUGACCCUGGAGCAACGACGGGCACGGCAAGGGAACCCGAUUGCUCCCAUCAAGACACCAAUGAUUGCCGGAGGUCUUUUUGUAAUGGACAAGAACUACUUUGAAAAGCUUGGGAAGUACGACAUGAUGAUGGAUGUGUGGGGCGGUGAGAAUCUUGAGAUCUCAUUCCGCGUCUGGCAGUGUGGAGGGAGUCUGGAGAUCAUUCCCUGCAGUCGAGUGGGUCAUGUCUUCAGAAAACAGCAUCCAUAUACUUUCCCAGGGGGAAGCGGGACAGUGUUUGCCAGAAACACCAGGCGAGCAGCAGAGGUAUGGAUGGAUGACUUCAAGAAUUUCUAUUAUGCUGCUGUACCAUCAGCCCGUAAUGUGCCCUAUGGAAAUAUUCAGAGCAGACUGGAAAUGAAGAAGAGGUUGGGCUGUCAACCAUUCAAGUGGUACCUGGACAAUGUGUACCCUGAGCUUCGAGUGCCAGAUCACCAGGACAUAGCCUUCGGAGCACUUCAGCAGGGCCAGAACUGUCUGGAUACGCUGGGACACUUUGCUGAUGGUGUGGUGGGGGUGUAUGAAUGUCACAACGCAGGGGGGAAUCAGGUAUCAUUCAAAGCUCAGGAAUGGGCUCUGACUAAAGAUAAAUCAGUAAAACACAUGGAUCUGUGCUUGACUGUGGUGGAUCGCACCGCCGGCUCGCAGAUCAAGCUGCAGGGGUGCAGGGAGAACGACAGCAAACAGAAAUGGGAGCAGAUCGACAAUAACUCCAAACUCCGACACUUGGGCAGCAACCUGUGCCUCGACAGCCGCAGCGCACGGAACGGCGGUCUGACGGUGGAGAUGUGCAGCCCCUCGCUUACCCAACAGUGGAAGUUCACUCUCAAUCUGCAACCCUAGCUCGACCCCGCCAGUCCCAGGCCUCCCCUUAUCGCCCUCAAACAGCCCACGCUGGGCACGCACUCGCCCCUCAGAGAUAUCGCUGUCCGGACUCGGGUCCGCCACAACGCGGCCGCUCUGGUCUACAAGGGCCAUGCGGCACCGAAAUCAGACAACAUAAAGUUGAUGAUGAUUUCCAUCUAACUAUAUACCUCACGGUUUUGUCUUAUGUCCAGGUCUUGGAAAGUGAAUCUAAACUUUUUGUCUUUUCUCAUCCUGUUUCCGAUGCGAGCGAAAAGGAUCCGCUAUCUCAUGUAUUUUUCUUUUUGGCAUUUCUCAUUUUCUUAAAUGGAUUCCAGCACAUUUUUACGAUGGCGUUGACGUCCGUCUUUUUAUUUUUCUAGUCACGUUACCAAUAGCGUUGAAUGUAAUUUACUUUUUACGGAGGCUCCCGACCUGCGCUGAAUUUUUGAGUGAAAACCGCUCCAGUUUGGUUUGAUUUGUGGGCUCAUGGGAUUGGGGGAGGACUCUUGACGCGCGUGCUGACACAGACACGUUUUCUUUGGAGGACUUCGAUAGGCUUGUUUCAAAUCGCGGUGCGCGCAAAGAAAAAAGAGCUGGAAGAAAUUGAGACCUUGAGUUUUUCUAUAGUUUCUAUUGAAUUGUCUUUUCUUUUGAAGGUGCAAUGUGUUAAGAUUCAACCUGCUUUCUUUAAGAGGCCUGGUGUGUUCUAAAGGAGAUCUGAGGCAUUGUACAGAACAUGACUGUUGGAUUCACAAACUGUAGCACUGGCUGCUAACAAUUUCGUGUUUAACAUGUCUUCAAACCUGCAUUUUUCUCCCGAAUCAUUUAUUUCUUUGAAGCCUUUUUUUCUUAAAUGUGUAUUAUGUGAAAUAAUCGUGUAAAUCUGCUAACUCCAGGCAGACUCCUUUGCUCUCAUUUUCUCUGUCAUCAUCGAUUGGAUACAUGCACAGGUGGAAUGCACUCUGGAUCAUGUCUUUUAUUUCUUCCUAACAGUGGUUUUAUUCUCAAGAUGAAAUCAUGAUACUCUCAAUGUCAUUACUUGAGCAUCCCUUAUUUUCACAGUUAAAGUGACAGCCUUUUGUUAUCCAUGAUACUGUAAAGAAAAUGUGAGAUGUGUUGCUUAACAGGUUUCAAAGUGUGCUUUACACAUCGGGUUUAGAAAAGAGAGGGGCAGAAUAUUGUGUUUGUCCGUCUCCAUUUUCUCACAUUAUCAUGUCUUUAUGCUUUCGGCUAAUCGUGGUACUUCAGUUGUCACUGGUUGAUCCUAACAGAACUAGGACCCAAAUGUAAAUCCAAUGAACGGGGAAGCCUGUGACAUGUGAAGUUGAAUCAUUUAAUCCAUUUAUCUGUCGUAUACCUGAGCUGGGAUAAUGCCGUAGCAUUCUGACUAACUUAUUGUAGGGUAGGAAAUAAGACUAAAUGAGCCUCUGACUUUCCCUCGGUCGGCUUUUCUCAUGUGUCAGCAGUAAAUGUUAUGUUAAUCUUAGACUUUGUAUGAAUCAUUCACACCACCCUGUAUUUUUAUAGACAUUACAGUUCCCUGUUGAUGAUAAGAAAUGGAAUCCAUACAUGGAGUCUUGGUUUUUCAGAUUGAGUGGCAUCCACAGCGAAUCUAAGGAGAGGAAACAAAACAGUCGACCUGUAUUAGGAUGCGUGUUUUUGUAGCGCCUCCAGGUUUUAUGUUGUCAUGUGGGUCUGCCGCCCCCUGGCACAUUAACAGCGGAAAGAAACUUUGAGAUGUGGACCGCAUAUUGCUGUUUUCAAUCACGCCACCUUUUUCAAGUGAAAGAAGCCGGCGGAGUGGGAUUGCCAUUGCUGCUCACCACAGUAUUCGUGCAGAGGAACGGCUUUGAACGCGGAGAUUUCGGAGAACGCAGCCAAAUAAGGAGCAAUACGUGAUGGCUACUUGCAUAAUUUAAUUGGAUGAAAUGUUUACAAAGCACACUGUGCCAAAGUAAUUUGCUGUUUGAGUGAAACAUGGAAAUGCAUCUCUAUUCAAGACAGAACCGUUUAAUUUUCAGUAAAUGGACAUGUGAACCCACCUGCUUUUUGUCUUUUUCAAAAUCUCAGUGUUGCAUUCAACAGCAAAGGAAAUGGCAUGGGGUCGACGCUUGUACUAGUGUAUAUGUGUGUAUAUACAGUAUGUAUGUCCAUGCAUGUACAUUUACACUCAUUCAGUUGCAGUUCUAGUGAUUUGGUCAACUGUACAGCGCUUGUAUUUGUUCAUUGUUUUAUAGAUAUUGCAGAAGUUUGAAUGAUUGAAAAUAAUUAACUUAAAUAAAAUUUAUAUACAUAA